This is a messenger RNA of Nestor notabilis (Kea), 601 nucleotides long. RefSeq names its product leukocyte cell-derived chemotaxin 1-like. The record is from RefSeq and is a predicted model, not a curated record. The annotation marks the transcript as partial. Gene Ontology annotation, biological process: negative regulation of angiogenesis; negative regulation of endothelial cell proliferation. NCBI's taxonomy places the organism in Eukaryota, Metazoa, Chordata, Aves, Psittaciformes, Psittacidae. The transcript has 5 exons.
AUGGGGCUGCUGGUUGCAUGUACGGGAGAGGUACAGCUUGGGAACGCUUCCUGCGAGAUCCAUAAAGAGGUCUUUAAGCAGAUCUUAAAGAUCGGGAUAAUAGAGUCCCAGCCCCAGCUCAGCCCCUACCAGGGGAGGCCACAUAUGCUGGCCUGGUUUUAUGGACCGUAUCCAAAAGGAGUCCUAGACAGAGUGUACAAUGUUCACUACACUAUGAGCAUUAAUGGAAAAGUACAAGAUGGAUCAAUGGAAAUAGAUGCUGGAAACAACUUAGAGACAUUCAAAACUGGAAGUGGGAGUGAAGAAGCUGUUGAAGUUCAUGAUUUUCAGAUAGGCAUAACUGGGAUCCGCUUUGCUGAAGGAGAAAAGUGUUACAUAAAAGCCCAGCCAAAAGCACACGUCCCCGAAGUUGAUGCUAUGACUAAAGCGAGCCUCUCAUCCGACCUGGAAGAUGAAAUCAUGCCUGUGAGAUUUGAUGAAAACUCCCUUAUCUGGGUGGCUGCAGACGAGCCUAUCAAGCAUAACAGUUUCCUAAGCCCUAAAAUUUUAGAGCUUUGUGGGGAUCUUCCAAUUUUCUGGCUGCGACCAACAUAUCCCAAAG